AUGGCUGCGCCAAAGAACUUGUCUGGCACGAAGAAGACAGCGACCACUGCUUCCAAAACUGCUUCCAGAGCAUCAUUUGCAUCUCAGACUGCAGGUUCAGAAAACAAAAAUACUCGCACAAGCAAGCGCAAGGCUGAGGAGCUGGGAUCCUCUUCUGCGGUCACCAAGUCGCGCAAGUUCAACUCCUCCAAAGCUGCAUCUAAAUCCACAACCCGCGCCCCAAAACCCAAGCUGAUUCUCAACCAUCGCGCCACUGAUACCUUGAAUGUGUACGUCUUCGGGUCGGGCGAUUCAGGCGUACUCGGACUCGGGCCCAAAUGCUCCACCGAUGAUGUUGUGAGGCCUCGUUUGAACCCAAACCUCUCUACAUCGUUCGUCGGGGUUGUCCAAAUGGCAACAGGUGGCAUGCAUUGUGUAGCUCUCACGAACGAAAACAAGAUCCUUACGUGGGGAGUCAAUGACCACGGUGCUUUGGGAAGAGACACGGAAUGGGGCGGCGGCUGGAAGGACAUGGACGGCGGAGACCACGACCAAGAUAGCGACAAUUCAGAGAGCGAGCUCAACCCAAAAGAAUCAUCGCCAACCGCAAUCGACAGUUCCUGCUUCCCAGCCAACACAGUGUUCACGCAAGUUGCUGCUGGUGACAAUGCAACCUUUGCUCUUACUGAGGAAGGUCUGGUUUAUGGCUGGGGAACCUUCAAGACAAGCGACGGCGCUUUACAUUUCUCUGCAGACAUGGCAGUCCAGAACCGACCAACCCUCAUAUCUGGCCUGCGAAACAUCACGAAGAUCGCUGCUGGAAGUAACCAUGCACUCGCCCUUGAUCACAAGGGUUGCGUUUUCGCCUGGGGAUUUGGUGAGCAAUGCCAGUUGGGCCGUCGCAUCAAUGCUCGCUUCCAACAGAGUGGACUUGUCCCCGCAACCUUUGGCUUGCCAAAAGACGUCAUGGACAUUGGCGCUGGUGCGGACCACUCAUUCGCCAUCCAUCGAAACGGCACCGUAUACGGCUGGGGAGCAAACAACUACUGCCAAACUGGCAUUGAUGAACGCGACGGAGAGGACUUCGCCAACAUUCUGCGUCCGCAGUCGAUCGAUGGUCUGACAGGCCACGGGAAAGUCACCAGCAUCAGUGGUGGAAAUCAUCACAGUGUCGCGGUCACAGACGGUGGUGCAUGCCUGACGUGGGGUCGUGUUGACACAAACGCCCUCGGCCUGAGCGUUGACAGCCUUGCUGAACACGACAUCAUACGUGAUGCGCAAAAGAAGCCAAGAAUACUCAAGAAUGCGACCCAGGUACCUGGUAUCAAUGCUGUCCACGCCGCCGCGGGUUCCGAUCACUGCGUUGCGGUGACUCAUGAAGGCAAAGCGUACAGUUGGGGUUUUGGUGUGAGCGGCCAGCUGGGCCUGGGAGGUACGGAUGAUGUCGGGCUGGCGACCCUCAUCGAGAACAAGGCUGUCAAGGACAAGAAGUUGGUUUGGGCUGGCGCUGGCGGACAGUACAGCGUCCUGACCGGGAAGGAGUGA
Molecule: messenger RNA, 1524 nt
Organism: Letharia lupina
Lineage: Eukaryota; Fungi; Ascomycota; Lecanoromycetes; Lecanorales; Parmeliaceae
Exons: 2
Coding region: 1-1524 (507 amino acids)
Cellular component (GO): cytoplasm
Molecular function (GO): guanyl-nucleotide exchange factor activity
Source: RefSeq, a predicted model, not a curated record